Molecule: messenger RNA, 1748 nt
Organism: Paramecium primaurelia
Lineage: Eukaryota; Ciliophora; Oligohymenophorea; Peniculida; Parameciidae
Source: the annotation of a GenBank genome assembly
AUGAUUAAAGUCUAUAAUCCCGAGUUGCUUAUUUCUGAUGCAUAGGAUAAAUUAACAUAAUUAGUUAGGGAUGACUUUAAGCCAUUCAUCCUGAGAUGUGAAUAACACAAAUUAUGUGUCUUAGAAAAUGAGAACUUGAUAUUAUUUUCUGUUCUUUUUGAUAAAUGUUCCCCAAUAGUUGAUGAAGCCUAAUUGUAUACAUGAUUAUAAAUAAGAACGAUUACACUUGUAAGUUAGAAGGAUGAAUCUAAAAUCAUAGCGAUUAAAUUUGCAGACAAGAAAGGAAUGUCUUAUUUACAACAUUAUGUAAAUAAUUUUAAAUGAUAUUUAGAUUCAUUCAAGAAAAACCUAUUCAAAAUAUAUGGGUCCUUUGGCAUAUCAACCUGUAAGAAAAGAAAGGACAUCAUUAUUAAGUACAGAAUCACCAGAAUAGAAUUUUAGAGGAAUAUUAAAUCUAGCCAUUUUAAUAUUAAUAGCUAAUCAUAUUAGAUUGAUAUUUGAGAAUUUUUAAAAGUAUGGUUUAUUGAUAACAAAUGUAUUUUGGAAAUUUGAAAUGGUAUAAAUAAAUGGAAAUCCUAUAAUGUAAGCCUUAUUAGUAUUAAUUAUUAAUUUAUUGUCUGGAUUUGGAAUACAAUAUUUAUAAUUUAAAAGAGAUCUUAAUCCUAGUAUAAUAAGAACAUUGAAUGUUUUUAAUAUUGUUUUAACAAUAAUAAUCCCAUGUUAUGUAAUUUAAGGAUCACAUCCAGGAUUAAAUUUGAUAUUUCUAGGUGUUUAAUUUAUAGUCUUUAUGAAAUUGAUAAGUUAUGCUCACUUUUUAAGAAAUACUUACUUUUAUAUUUAAAGAAUAAAGUAAGUAAAAAAUAAAAAGGUAACACUUGAUCAUUUUUUUGCUGAAUAUGAAGUCAAUAAUGAAAAUCUUAAAAUAUUAGAAAAAUAUUCAUAAAAUUAAUCUAGAAUUUUAGAUUUUAAACAUUUCUUAUAUUUUUUAGCUGCUCCUACAUUAUGUUUUCAAUUAUCAUAUUUAAGAACAAAUUCUAUAAGAAAAGUUUGGUUAAUUAAAAGAAUAAUAGAAUACAUAUUUGUUAUACUCUUUUUAGUAAUAAUUUGGUUCUAAUAUACAGAACCAUUAGUAGAAAAUACAUAUAAAAUGUUAUCAAAGGCUCCAACUCUUAUGGUUCUAGUAGAUAGAUUAUUAAAAUUAGCAAUACCUAAUACUUAUAUGUGGAUAGCUUUAUUUUAUGGAUAAUUUUAAUGUUUUUUGAAUAUUACAGCAGAACUUUUGAGAUUUGCAGAUAGAGAAUUCUAUAAAGAUUGGUGGAAUUGUAAGAAUCUUGAAGAAUAUUGGAGAUUAUGGAAUUUACCUGUUCAUCAUUGGUUAGUUAGUAUAAUAUUAAAAUAAAUUAUAGGACACAUUUAUUUUCCAUGUCUAAAAUCAGGAAUGAGCAGAACCACUUCAAAUAUGAUAGUGUUUUUAGUAUCAGCUUUAGGUCAUGAAUAUAUAGUAAGUGCAUCAAUUGGUGUAGUAGAAGCUUGGGCAUUUGUAGGAAUGUUUGCAUAGGCACCAUUUAUGUUAAUAUAAAAGAAAUUAGAAAAAGUAAAUAUAUGAAAAUAUAUAAAAGUUACUUAAAUUAUAAGAUUCUUAAUUAGGAAAUUUAAUGUUUUGGAUGACUUUUUGUUUUAUUGGAUAACCAAUAAUGAUAUUUGUUUAUUACUUUAGAUAUUUAGAAAAGAUAGGACAUCCAAUAUGA